AGCAGAAAGCGAAGGAGAAGCAGAGAGGAGAAACAGCCUCUCUCUCUCUCUCUCUCUCUCUCUCUCUCUCCGCCUAAGACGAUGUCGACGGCGACAAGCAGCGGCAGCAGCGGGCUGACGUUCAAGCUCCACCCGCUGGUGAUCGUCAACAUCUCCGACCACUACACACGUGUCAAAUCCCAGUCCCUCCACCCAUCUUCACCCGCGGCUCAAGUUAGCACCAACGGCGCACCCUCCUCCUCUCCUCCUAGGGUUUUCGGUUGCGUCAUCGGCGUCCAGAGGGGCCGGACGGUUGAGAUCUUCAACAGCUUCGAGCUCCUCUACGAACCCUCCACCGACUCCCUCAACCGCUCCUUCCUCGAGAAGAAGCAAGAGCUCUAUAAGAAGGUGUUCCCGAAUUUCUACAUACUCGGAUGGUAUUCUACGGGGAGUGAUGCUCAGGAAUCGGACAUGCAGAUUCAUAAAGCUUUGAUGGAUAUAAAUGAAAGUCCAGUGUAUGUUCUUCUGAAUCCUGCAAUCAACCACGCACAAAAGGAUCUUCCGGUGACCAUAUAUGAAAGUGAAUUGCAUGUCAUAGAUGGGAUUCCCCAGUUGAUAUUUGUUAGAUCAAACUACACCAUUGAGACUGUAGAAGCAGAACGAAUCUCUGUUGAUCAUGUAGCCCAUCUUAAACCAUCGGAUGGUGGAUCUGCUGCUACUCAAUUGGCUGCACACCUUACGGGUAUACAUAGUGCCAUCAAAAUGCUUAAUAGCAGAAUCAGAAUACUUCACCAUUAUCUUCUUGCCAUGCAGAAAGGUGAUAUUCAAUGUGAGAAUUCAUUGCUUAGGCAAGUUUCAAGUCUUUUGAGGAGAUUGCCGGCCAUUGAAUCUGUGAAAUUUCAAGAUGAUUUCUUGAUGGAAUACAAUGAUACGCUCCUGAUGACUUACCUUGCCAUGUUCACCAACUGCUCAAGCACCAUGAACGAGCUCGUUGACAAGUUCAACACUGCAUAUGACAAACAGAGCAGAAGGGGAGGAAGGACUGCUUUCAUUUAGUCACACUGCUGCUAUUUCUGCUUGAACCAGAUGCAGUUUUUUGCACAGCAGCUCUCCCUUUUUUUCUGGUCAUAGCACAUACAUUUUUGGAGCUGUGCUGAUUCAGAAAGAAAAUUUAUUGGCGAAAAGUUUUAUAGGAUAUUCUGUCUCUUUUCCCAUUUAUUUUGUAUCCAGGAUAUGAGGAUUUUAGUCCUACAAGUUUGGUUUGGAUGAGUUUAUUACUAAGGAGAUGUGUUGAUUCAACUUCAUAGAUAUCUAUAUGUUUUUUCUCAAGUUUAUCCAAUAUCAUUUUGUUAUUAUA
Magnolia sinica is the source of this 1336-nucleotide messenger RNA. Its product is annotated as COP9 signalosome complex subunit 6a-like. The record is from RefSeq and is a predicted model, not a curated record. Bases 82 to 1035 code for a protein of 317 amino acids. Lineage: Eukaryota; Viridiplantae; Streptophyta; Magnoliopsida; Magnoliales; Magnoliaceae. The transcript has 9 exons. Gene Ontology annotation, biological process: protein deneddylation. Gene Ontology annotation, molecular function: metallopeptidase activity; protein binding. Gene Ontology annotation, cellular component: COP9 signalosome.